UUUCUCUUCCUCAAAGUUUAAUUAAAUUAUGCGAGGCGGUGGCAAGAGAAGAUCAAGCGGCGGCGGCGGUGGUGGUGGUGGUUCCGGGAGAAGCAAAUCCAGAUCUCCAGGACACCGCGCGGGAUCUUCCUCCGGCGGUCGUCGCGGCGGACGACGUAGUAACAACACUCUGUUCGUGGAAGGAGGCGCUCUCGCCGAUUUCCCUAAAGAUCCAUCCUUUUCGACUCCCUCUCGAGGAAGAUCGAAACCCAGAAGCUCAGAUCGUGGGAAAGCUUCUUCUUCUGCUUCCACGAGUGGUCUGAGGAGAUGCAGUUACGCCUAUCAGUACCCUGGUGAUCAACAAAUGGUUGGAGUUGGAUCAUCAAAUCAGUUACUUCUAGGGAAGAAGACAGAGGAGAGGACAACGCAGAUCGUUGCUUAUAUGGAUGAUCAAACACCUUCUUGUUCAUCGAAGGAAGUGGUUAAGGUAAAUUAUGAGUAUGAGUAUGAACCGAGUUUUGUUUUGGGUGGUGAUGGUGAUGACUCUCAUAAAGGAUUGGGCUUUUGUGAUGAUGAUUGUGAUGAUGAUGCACCAAGUGGUAGCCUUUCUGUUUCCAAGGUAGUGGGAGAGGCUCCUGCAAGUGAAGAUGAAGCUAUGCCUGAUGUUGUGAAACCGUCAAAGAGGAAUUCAGGGUUCAUUUCUAUUGGAGGGAUGAAGCUUUACACUGAAGAUAUAUCUGAUGAGGAAGAGAGUGAUGGAGAAGAAGAGGAAGGAAGCGUUGGAUCGUCUGAGGAAGAGGAAGAGAGUGAGGAGUCAUCUGAGAGUGAAAGCUCGGAGGAUAUGUUUUUAAGUGAUACGGAGAUUGAUGACGCUGUUGCGAAAGAUUACUUGGAAGGUAUUGGUGGAAGUGAGAAUAUGUUGGAUGCUCAUUGGUUGGCAGAAAAGUCAUUGGACCAACUUGAUUUGUCUGACAUUUCUGGAAGUGAUUCUUCUCCUAAGAAGAAAGGAAAGUUGACUGGUUUGGCUUUACAAAAGGCGUCUAUGGAGUAUGGUAAGAAGAAGUUUACAAGAAGUGGUUCAUCUGUGCAUGGUAAGGCUGCUCAUCCAAUGACAAUGGAUGAUCUCAUGUUUGUGAAGGAUCCGAGGAGUCUUUCUGGGAGGAAGAAUAAGAAGAAACAGGCGUCUAAGUUUCUACCACAGUCUUGGCCUUCAGGGUCACAAAAGAGCAAGCAUUCUCGUAAUUUCCCUGGUGAGAAGAAGAAACAUCGCAAAGAGUAUAUUGCUCUGAAGCGUCGUGAGAGAAUGUUGCAGCGUGGUGUUGAUCUUGCUGAUAUAAACAUUCAGUUAGAGCGUUUCGUUCUGGACAAAGUGGACAUGCACUGUUUCCAGCGUAUGCAUAACAGAGAUUGCUCUCAGGUGAGACGUUUAGCAGAUGUAUACCGCUUAUCUAGUAGCUGCACUGGUUCUGGAAAGAAAAGCUUUGUGACAGUGACUCGAACUUAUCAGACAUGUAUGCCGUCUGCUAGCGAUAAGGUUCGCAUUGAGAAGCUGAUAGGAGCAGGAGAUGAGGAAGAGGACUUUGCUGUCGGCGGAGGGGUAAAGGUUAAAUCUGGAGGUUUAGAGAGGAAGAAAGGAAAAGACUCAGCCAAGAAGCGACCUACUAGAGAAGAACGGGAGAGAAAUAAAAGCAGCGGGAAGAAGAGUUCAUAUGCUGAGCAACCUGUUUCAUUUGUGUCAAGUGGUGUUAUUGAUUCUGAGAUUGCUGUGGCAAAGACCUCUUCUGAUGUCAAUGAUGCUAAACAAGUGGGUGAAGCUACUCCGGAAGCCUCUAGUGGAGCAGAUAUUGGAGCAUUUGAGAUACACACAAGAGGCUUUGGAUCUAAAAUGAUGGCGAAAAUGGGGUUCAUAGAAGGAGGCGGUCUAGGAAAGGAGGGUAAGGGGAUAGCACAGCCAAUAGAAGCUAUUCAACGUCCUAAAUCACUUGGAUUAGGUCUGGAUUUCUCCAUUGAUACCGAUGAGGCUAGUCCAUCAAGCAAAAAUAACAACGCUAAAAGGAACAGAUCUUCUUCCUCUGGGAAACAGGGGAAACGUGUCUCCCAUGACAUUGGUGGUGGCUCUGGCUCAGCAAGGAUCAGAGAUAAAAGAUUGGGAGCCUUUGAGCAGCACACAACAGGCUUUGGUUCGAGGAUGAUGGCGAGAAUGGGUUUUGUGGAUGGCUCUGGUUUGGGAAGAGAGUCACAAGGCAUAGUCAAUCCGCUGGUCGCAGUGAGACGUCCUAGAGCACGUGGCCUAGGCGCUGAAGGCUAAAAGACUCGAGUGUUUUAAGUUUGAACAAGACCGUAUGGGUUUUAAAAGUUUAUGUUCAUCUUUGUUCUUUCACUACUCCUUUGAAUUAUGGGUUGAGCGUUGUUGAUUUAAUAAAACAAAUCC
Messenger RNA from Eruca vesicaria subsp. sativa (arugula), 2410 nucleotides. The record is from the annotation of a GenBank genome assembly. Lineage: Eukaryota; Viridiplantae; Streptophyta; Magnoliopsida; Brassicales; Brassicaceae.